GCCCAAGUCAAAAGAGGCAGGGUAGAUGACAUUUCGGUUAAACCUUUAUAUAGUCAGUUUCUAGAGAAGAUCUCUUUUUCUCUUUGCCUUUUAAAUAACCAACAUUUCCUUUCUAGAGUUCAAAAUCCAUAAACCCUACAAUCUUCCGCACACCAAAGGAACCGUUAAUGGCGGACGAGCCGUCGUUCCCCGAAGAAUUCGCUGAUGCUGACAAUGCAGAUUCCGACGAGAUUGCGGAGCUCAAUCAAAGGAUCAGUGAUCUCGAGGAGGGGAAUAGUAAGAUCGUUCGGGAAAAUAAGGAAUACAAGCGACGAGUAGAAGAGCUGAAGGCGUCUGUUGAGAAAUUGAGCUCUGAGAAUGCGGAUUUGAAGAAUCAAAUGGAGAGCGCACAGUCGGAUCUCGAAGGCGAGGUGUCGAGGCUGCGUCACGAUUUGGCGACGGCGAUGAGCGAUUUGUCUGAAUUGAAGAGCGAAUUGGAGGGGAUGAAAGGGAAGGAGAAGGAGAAGGAUGUGAAGCUGGAGGCGGCGGAGAGGGAGAAGGCGUUGCUGGUGGUGGAACUGGAUGCAAGGGAUAAGCAAAUCCAGGUUUUUAAGAAGAAUGUGGAGGAAUUGGAAGUGGUGGCGGGGAACGGCAAGGGUUCUGAGACGGAUAAGAAUGGGUUGCAGAUGAUGAUGGAGAAGAUGAAGGCGGAAAUCAGCAUUCUGCAGAGCUGUUUGGAUGAGAAGGAGAGUGUGAUUCGGGAGCUCAACUGUCGUGGCAUCAAUAGUGAUGAUGGCGGGAAGAGAGGGUCAAUUGGUGGUGUGAGGCAAAGGGAUUGGAUGCUUGUGGGUGGCACAGCCAUUGCCACUGCUGCUGUAAUGGGGUGCUACAUACAUGCUGCAAGAAAACAUUGAUUUGUGCUUCUUCAAUGGUAGUAAGGUAGAGGUUAGGAGAAUUUCUAUAUUUCCUUUUCUUCUUGGCCGAAAAUGGAGAGUUGAGUUUCAGUUUUGGAUAAUUGUUGCUUUUGGUUUGUGUCUUUGAUGCUAAGUUUUGGGGGACAUAGGUGACAGUUAUUGUUGAUGGGCUAAUGCUAAAUAAUGCACUUAUUUUUCUUUCUAUUUGUGGUUCUUGUGUUUGCUGCAGUGGGAUUAACUCUUGAUCAAUAUUAUGAGAAUUUGAUGCCUAUA
Molecule: messenger RNA, 1166 nt
Organism: Salvia miltiorrhiza (redroot sage)
Lineage: Eukaryota; Viridiplantae; Streptophyta; Magnoliopsida; Lamiales; Lamiaceae
Product: peroxisomal and mitochondrial division factor 1-like
Exons: 2
Coding region: 168-893 (241 amino acids)
Source: RefSeq, a predicted model, not a curated record